AUCAAGAAUAUGUGCUUCCACAGAAAAGUUCUCCAUCUCUUCACGUUAUGGAUUUAACAAACUGCUCUGGAGUACUCUUCAAGCUCCCAAAAUCUGAUCUACAAAAAAAUUAAGACAAACCAAAGAUCAGAGUGAGACUUCCUAUUUGUUUGGUCCUCUUUGGUUGAAGUUCCUGAUGCCCUCUCCGGUCCGCCCCCAUCUUUAAAGCGUCAACAGCGCCAAACUUUGGGCUCCCCAACGGGAAAAUGACGAGCGGCGAAGAGGAGCGGCAGUGGAGGAAAGUGCAUUCCGUUACAGGAGUGAUACCUCGGUCCAGGCAUGGACACCGUGCAGUCUCAAUCCGAGAGCUCAUCGUCGUUUUCGGUGGUGGAAACGAAGGGAUAGCGGAGGAUCUCCAUGUUUACAACACUGUCUCAAAGCAGUGGUUUCUACCUGCGGUUAGGGGUGACAUCCCUCCUGGCUGUGCAGCCCAUGGCUUCGUUUGUGAAGGUACUCGAAUACUGGUCUUUGGUGGAAUGGUUGAGUUUGGGAAAUACACCAACAGCCUCUAUGAACUCCAGGCUAGUCGCUGGCUGUGGAAGAAGCUGAAGCCAAGGGUACCCAGAAAUGGCUCACUGCCAUGCCCUCGGAUCGGACACAGCUUCACUCUUGUGGGUAAUAAAUGCUACCUGUUUGGAGGGCUGGCCAAUGAUAGCGAGGAUCCCAAUGGCAACGUGCCAAGGUAUUUGGGAGACUUGUAUGAAUUGGAGCUCCAGUCAGUGUCAGGGGCCAGAGGCUGGAACAUCCCAGACACAAAGGGCCGUGGUCCUUCUGCACGGGAGUCCCAUACAUCAGUUGCCUACACUGGCCUUGGUUCCCCGAAGCUUUACAUCUUUGGAGGGAUGCAAGGAAGUCGGCUAGAUGACCUCUGGCAGCUUGAUCUUGACACAAUGGUUUGGUCAGUGCCGGAAACAAAAGGUUCCACACCACUUCCCAGAAGUCUUCAUUCGGCUAGUGUCAUCGGAAACAAGAUGUAUGUUUUUGGCGGCUGGAUUCCUGCUCCAGAGUCAGAGACGCACAUUGCUUUAGGAACUGAAUGGAUCUGCACUAACUCACUGAGUGUUCUCAACUUAGACACUAUGACUUGGCAGAACCUUGGCCCAGAGCAGCACGAUGAUGAUAUAGAGUCCCAGCUGCAGAGCCAGGGACCACAGACCGACGAUCCAUAUGCCUGCAGGCCAAGAGCCAGGGCUGGCCACUGCGCCGCUAGUGUCGGUUCCAGGCUUUAUGUUUGGAGCGGUCGUGAUGGAUACCGCAAGAGCUGGAACUACCAAGUGUGCUGCAAGGACCUGUGGUACCUGGAAACAGAUCGACCAGCGAUCCCAGAGGCAGUACUGCUCAUCAAAUCUACUGUCAGCAUGCUCCAUGUGGCAUGGCGUCCCCUGGCUGCGGCAGACUGCUAUAUCCUCCAGAUCCAGCCUGCAAGUUCCCCCAGGACUACAGUCAGUGGUCUGCUCCCCAAACCAGCGGAUCCAACAGGAGUAGAUGGUCAGAAUGGAAAGGAAAAACAAUCUGCUGAAACCGCAAACCGAGAAGAGAAAGGAGCAGCACAGGGUGCUUUGGUGCAGCAGGAUACUUCAGCAAAAUCUUCAAAUGGCUCAGCAGGCAGUCAAGCACAGGGUGGGAGGAUCGAUGGGAGAGGCUUGAAAGAGGACUCUACCCUAAAACUCUGCACUGCUGGGCAGGAGGCGGCGGCAGCAGCAGAUCUCAGCAGCUCAGCUCAGCUCCCGUCAGGCAAACAGCCGGUUUCUGCAGACAAGACAGCAGAUCUUUAUGCCUGCACAAAUCAGGUUCGGCAGAAUCCGGACAACGCUGUGUGGUUUGAUGUCGGCGUGUUCAAAGCACUCUUCUCUGAGGUCAGCAACUACUACCUACCUGCUGAUGGUGAACAGGUGACGUCUGCCAUCAACAGUUGGGCAACGAACACUAAAGAGAAGCUGCCCGGGCCUCAGGACUACCAGGGCAGAGAGAAGCAGGAGCUGGCUACUGGUCAGACGUACAGGUUCAGAGUUGCAGGCAUCAACUGCUUUGGCCAGGGAGAUUUCAGCCCAGUCAGCGAGUUCAAAACCUGCCAGCCUGGCUUCCCUGGAGCUCCCUCUGCUGUUAAGAUUACCAAGGCCACUGAUGCAGUCCACAUCACUUGGGAGGCUCCUUCAUCUCCAUCGGGCCGGAUCCUGGAGUAUUCCAUGUACAUGGCAGUGAGGAAGAGCCGCUCAUCCACUUCGGAUCGGCCGGGUCAGAUGGCGUUCAUCCGGAUAUACCGUGGCGCCAAGACGUCCUGCUCGGUCAGUUCCAGCCAUCUGGACAACGCGCACAUCGACAGCUCUGCCUCCAACCGACCAGCUGUCGUCUUCCGGAUCGCUGCAAAGAAUGAGCAAGGCUACGGCCCAGCCACGCAGAUCCGCUGGAUUCAAGAUCCCAGUACACUGCGAACAUCACUAUCCAAAGCUGACAGCAGUGCUGAGGCUGACAACGAUGCUGCUGACAGCUCCAGCUGAAAAUGUUUUAGGGCAAGGACUUUUCACUCAAGAUGCUGGCAAAUCUAUUUCCCAAUAGUUUUGUUAAUUUAUUUUUAAUCUAUUUAAUUUUUACCUUGUAAAUAGAUUUACAUUUUCACAGGCUGUUUGGCCACUGGUCUGUUUUAGUUAAAGUGUUUUGUUAAGUAAUGAUAUUAUUAUAAGAUGUAGAAAACACUGCAAGUAUUGUUUGAAAUGCAUUCAGGAAGACCUGAAGACACCUCAGUGUUUACUGAACAGCCACUGACAGGUUAUGAGAAGGAAACACGAGUGGUCCUUUUAUAGGCCCCACUGGUCCCACGAGGUUAUGAAUAUCAGCAACGUCGCUCAUGUUUUUGUAUCGUACUCAGCCACAUGUUACUGCAAACAUUUCCGUUAUACAUCUAUAUCAUUUCAGUUUGAUUUUUCUUUGUCUUUACCUCAUUUAUCUCACUGUAAUGUUAUGUGUAAUACAUCAGUGCUUUUAUUAGCAAUUUCAAAAGCCAUGUACUCUUAACAUACAUCAGUGCUUUUAUUAGCAGGUUCAAAAGCCAUGUACUCUUAACCUAUUUCUGACAUAAAAUUUCAUUUCAAUAUACUCACAUAGCCACAGAAAACAGUCAUGUACUGGGUGAAAGGUAUUACAUCUUUGCCAUCUUCUCCAUCGUGUUACCGUCUUUACCAGGUGCAGUAAAGAUGCCACACUUUUUACCCGUUUCAUUUUCCUCUUAUAAAAGACUCCCACUGAUCCAUAUACAGUGUCAUCAGUUAGCCAUUGGAGUUUACACUGAGUAAAUUGUUGUUUUUAUAGUUCAGAUUAUAUCAAUCUGGACUGGUUUUCUUGAAGAUUUGAAUAUAAAUGUCAUGAUAGUAUCAGCAAACAUCAUCAGCCUGUAAUUGUCCUAAAGAGGACACUCGCAGCUUUGCAUGGACCUCAAUAAUGUACAGACCACAGGCAGUUAUUACAGAGGCUGGGUGAAAUACUGUUGCAAUAUAAUGGAAAACAAAAACAAAGGUGUGAAUUUACAUUUUUCACUUUUAAAGCAGUGACCAGAGAGUGCACAGAGUUUCUAAUGACAAUCAUUAGUGGCACUGUAUAGGAUGUAAAGAGAGGUGCUCAAGAUACGACCACCUGCUGGAUGCUGUUGUAACACCUGUGUGUGGGCCGGUGGAGAUGUGCUUCAGCAUCUUUGGUCGGUUUGUUGCUCUGGAUCAGCAGCAGCUUCUUCUGGUAUCUAAUUGCAGAUGUGUGCAGGCUGCUCAGGUCUCACAGGUGAUGAAGUCUAAUGUGUGUAUAACUAAUCGAUGUGACCUGCAAUAAAAAAAAAAAA
Messenger RNA from Oreochromis niloticus (Nile tilapia), 3865 nucleotides. It is a transcript of the gene hcfc2, whose product is annotated as host cell factor C2. The record is from RefSeq and is a predicted model, not a curated record. Gene Ontology annotation, biological process: chromatin remodeling; regulation of DNA-templated transcription. NCBI's taxonomy places the organism in Eukaryota, Metazoa, Chordata, Actinopteri, Cichliformes, Cichlidae. Gene Ontology annotation, molecular function: protein binding; transcription coactivator activity. The coding region runs from base 246 to 2537 and encodes 763 amino acids. Gene Ontology annotation, cellular component: histone methyltransferase complex. The transcript has 17 exons.